Messenger RNA from Callorhinchus milii (elephant shark), 883 nucleotides. Its product is annotated as immunoglobulin domain-containing protein. The transcript has 5 exons. The record is from RefSeq and is a predicted model, not a curated record. Gene Ontology annotation, biological process: positive regulation of natural killer cell mediated cytotoxicity directed against tumor cell target; positive regulation of Fc receptor mediated stimulatory signaling pathway; positive regulation of natural killer cell cytokine production. NCBI's taxonomy places the organism in Eukaryota, Metazoa, Chordata, Chondrichthyes, Chimaeriformes, Callorhinchidae. Bases 106 to 822 code for a protein of 238 amino acids. Gene Ontology annotation, cellular component: external side of plasma membrane.
AACUCAACACUAAACCACAGAGGAAACACGUCAAUCUCCACUCAGCCCAGACUCGCAGUGAGGUACACGACAGCGAUAGCUCUGCGUCCCAGAUCCUCAGACACAAUGUCACGUCAAAUCCUCCACUAUUUGGUACUUGUCUUAAUUCUGUCCCCGAAAACCGGGAACUCCGCCAGCAAACUUGGGAUCGAGGUGAGGGUGGGGGCAGAGGUGCUGAUCCUCUGCCGGUUCGAAGGGAACGAUUCAACGGUUCAGAUCGACUGGACCAGAACCAUCAACGGGAGCCAAGCGAUCGCCAUCUUCCACCCAAAGUACGGAGUCAAUUACCCCAAUGUCUCGGGGCUGCAAAUCCAGUUCAGGCAACUUUCCUCCUCGGAAACGGGUAUCGUCAUCAACCCGAGUCAGGAGAACCAGGGCAUCUACUGCUGUAAAUACACCACCUACCCCUCGGGCAGCCUGGAACAGUGUGCCAACGUGACAUUGGGACAAGCAGGACCAGAGGCUGUAAGAGCCGUGUGGGGGGUUUACUCGUGGCUCGGGCUGGUGGUGGCCGGUCUCUCUCUCCUCAUCCUCAUUCUCAUCCGGCGGAGCAGAAUACACUCAAUGAGGAGAACGGCCGAGAGAGUUGAUGAGCCCGACAAACAGUGCGAAGGUCUCCCUGAAAUCCCGGCCGCGACUGAGCCCAAAACGUCGGUCUCCUCUCUGUAUGAUAUGAUAAACGUGGAUUACUUCAGUUUCCAGUCCAAAUCCGGACAUCACAGCAAAACCCCCGACCGGGAACACGACGUCAAACCCUCCGAGAGACCGGAGGGGCAUCAGUGAGAGGCACUCAGCAAUGCGGGGCACUCCCAGAGAGACAUCGCCACAGACUCCUGCCGCUCCC